AACGCUGCUGCUGCGAAAUGGCGAUAAACUUUUGAAGACGGUGGCACAACAAUGGGUGCGUAAUUAACAAAAGUGAAGCGAAGUAGUGAAUAAAGUAAAGAAAAUAGACAAAGAGAUGACAAAAAUUGCUUGAAAAGUGUUUCGGGCGCGAAACAAUUGAGCUCUGCCGCUGACUUGCCCAUUCGCCGCCUCCAAUACCGGGGAUAGGUCGUGUUUCUCGCCUGACACCUGCCUACACCCACAUAAGACUACAUACACGUAUAUGUCAAGCCACACACCUAUUCCUCACGCUGUCCGUCUCUUCCGUAGCCCUGCAGUCGUGCGUCUCUGUGUGCGUGCGGAAAAAGCUUAGUGGGGCGAACGCAACGCGCAGAAAUGUUGUGAUAAAAAGUGAGUGUAGAAAACGGUUUGUGUGUUAAGAAGGUUGAAGUGAAACAAAGCGCAAAUUAAGAAAAUAGCAAAUUAUACAAAAGCAACAAUCGUGAAAUGGCCGCCAUGCCCGCAGCAACGGAAACUCAAGCAACACCAAAAACAACAAUAUUUACAUGCGACGUCGAGUUAGUCAACAACAACAAUAGCGACGUCAGCGCCUUGCACCCGCACCCACACCCACAACUGCAACAACUGCCACGAACGGAGUGCGAUUCGGACCAAAUUGUUAACACCGGCAACAGUAGCAUCAACAACAGGGAAAGCGCUCAGAGCAGUCCUGGAAAACUGAAUGGCAGUGUGGACAGCGGCAUUGCUGAGGAGGACACACACGCCAUAAAACUACGCCACCAACUGCAGCAAUGCCAGCGCAUACUUGAGGUGCUCAACCGAGAUCAAGAGGCAUACCAACUGCUGCGCGAUAGAUUAGGCAAAAUAGUUGAUAAGAAGACGAAGAAAGAGCAGGCCGUGGAGGAACAUAACUGUAAUGUCUGCUGUGCAGAAUUGGACAUUAGCAAUGCCAAAAAUUACGUCACAUGUUCCACAUGCGGGAAGUUCGUAUGUCGCGGACUUAAGUGCGCCGAUUGGCUACCAAAGAACGCCAAAUGGGAGUGUGAGCUCUGUCACAGCUCCAAGGAGUCCAUGGCACAGACCUCAUCAUGGGUUGCCGAACAAAUGUCCUUCAACGAACACAAAUUUGUCUAUCCAAUGCGGGCGCGUAGUGAAAUUUAUAUACCCAUCAGUGACUGCAACGAUAGCACAAUGCACUUCGAAAGUGUUAGUCAAAUCGGCGCUAACAGCGUGGCCAUAAUGAACUUAGAUGAUCGCACCAAGAUACGAGAAUAUGUUGAAGAAAUUAUAGCUGAAAUGCUAGGCGGCAGCCUAGAACACAUUAAAGUGGGCCAAUUGUCAAAAAGUGAAAAUUACUUGCAACUCUUUGAUAAAUACCACGCAAAACUGAGUAACCUGCUUAUCAAUGUGGAGAACGCUUUGUGCGCUCGGGCGCUCAAAGGAGAUUUGCCCGCCAUUGUAAAUGGUCAAAAUGCAACAAACAAUAAUAAUCAUAACAACAACAACAACAACAACGAGCAAAUUGGCAAUGCUUCGGACUUUGGAGACGUUUCACAGACCCGACUGCGCAGUCUCAUUGAGACCAUCAUUGCGGAAACGCUGCGCACCAAUGCCUUGACCACAAGUGGGGCCGUCUCAGAGAUCAGUCUAGAUGCUCGUAGCAACAGCCAAUUACCAAAUGGCAAUGGCAAGCGACGUCAUCGCACAGAGCACUAUUUUGAACCGAAAAUCUAUCAGGAUUUAUUGGCAACAGCGGUGCUGAACAAGAUUGUGGAUAAGGAAGGGAAUACUAAGAUAAUAUCAGAGAGUACACCGGACUUGAGUGGUCACAACAUUGAUGAAAAUUACAAUGCUGAAGCUUUGAGCACAACGUCCGGUAGUUCCAUAGAACCACGCAGUGAUUGCAGCUUUACGGACAAUGAACAUGAACUCGUACCCCAUACUGAAUUAACUGAUUCUCACUUGGAACGUGAAUCAGUUUUGAGUGAUUAUAUCGCUUCACAUAUGGUGCCACUACCAGAUUUAUCUGCAUCUGUUACCGAAUCGGAGGAUGACCUUCACUCAAUGUCAUCGAGUAUGAUCGGCGAUGGAACUUGGGAAGAUAAUUGGCUGUUUAAGAAAAAACGUAGCACCUUGCAGAGUUCGGGCACACCGAGCAGCAUUGGUAUGCUCGUUCCAGCACCCAAGGAAAAUGUUCGCGCCCAGAUAGGAGAUAAAACUGCCGAUGAAGUUAGCGAUCUUUCGGAAAUGGGCUCAGACACAGAUGACUUCUCAUUGGAUCUAAUACGUUGUAAUGAGUUGAAUGAUCGCUUAUUAAGCAAACAUUUAAUUGGAGGCCAAAACACCAAACUAGUGCUCGAUGAGAUUGUAGACCGCACUAGCUUGACCUCAAAUACCUUACCGGCAGAAAAUGAACCCGCUUUUACUGAAACGUCCAACCCGCUUUUGUUAGAUAAUAAAGCGUUCGUGACGAAGACAGAAGAUAACACAACGGCAGAACUUACAUUGCCACCGCCACCCCCGGCAUAUUUUCAAGAUGAUAUUGAAAGUGGAGAGACCGUCCCAUGUCCCAUAGCAGCCGAAUGCGACUCUGACGAAUUGAUCGAACUUGAAGAAUGUUUGGGCUACAGUACCAUUGAACUUAUUGAUGGUGAAAGGAUACGUGACGCAACGCCAUCAGUGAUCGAAAUUCUAGCUGCCAUGGCUUUGGGACCAAUGCUUGCCGUCCCAGCAUCUGAACAACCACCGAUUAUGACUCCGUCAGAAAUUCAUACUUUAAAGGAACUCAGCGACUUAGCACUUGCAGAAAUACAAUCCCGAACAAUGGACUUAAAUCGACAAUCACUUGACGUAAUCGAAGAAGAACUCUCAGAAGAAAAUAUUAAUAUUGUUGCUGAUGUCUCGACAAAUGAGGAACACUUAAAACCAAUGGCAGAAACUUUUCCACCACCUGAAUCACAAAAAUCCUCCAAUUCGUCUGAUAUAGUUCCGGAACCGGUAAAUGUACCAGGAGGAGGAAUUCCAAAUCAGGAAGCAGAUCAGACUGAAUAUUUACGAACAGACCAAGAAGGAGCAUCCGCUUCGGAACCUACCUUUUUACUUUUGGAAACACAACAAACUUACGUUAAUAGUCUCCAAGUCAUACCACCGGCUAAUGAUUUUAUUCAAGAAUCACUGAUUUCACCUCCAGCAAAUAAACAAAUCCUCGAAGCUUUUGCGACACAAACUGAAUCCCUCGACAAUCUUCAAAUUGCAGCACCAGAAGCUCCACCAGCUGCUGAAGUGAUUGUGGAACCUCAGCCUGCAGCUCAAGAAACGCCAAUAGAAACAGGGAUCGAUCAGGACUUGCAGAGUGCACCUCCACAACCCCUUGACAAUCCUCCGGCUGCAACAUCAGAAGCUCCACCAGCUGCUGAAGUGAUUGCGGAACCUGAGGCUCAAGAAACGCCAAUAGAAACAAAGAUUGAUCCAGAGUUGCAGAGUGCUCCUGCACAAUCCCUUGACAAUCCUCCGGCUGCAACAUCAGAAGCUCCACCAGCUGCUGAAGUGAUUGCGGAACCUCAGCCGGCAGCUCAAGAAACGCCAAUAGAAACAAAGAUUGAUCCAGAGUUGCAGAGUGCUCCUGCACAAUCCCUUGACAAUCCACCAGCUGCUAAAGUGAUUGCGGAACCUCACCCGGCAGCUCAAGAAACGCCAAUAGAAACAAAGAUUGAUCCAGAGUUGCAGAGUGCUCCUGCACAAUCCCUUGACAAUCCUCCGGCUGCAACAUCAGAAGCUCCACCAGCUGCUGAAGUGAUUGUGGAACCUCAACCUGCAGCUCCUGAACUUCUUGACAAUCCUCAGACCGCAACAUCAAAACCUGCACCAGCAGAUGAUGUGCUUGCACAAUCUCCGCUUGAAUUUUUAGUAACGCCGAAAAGAUUGGAUGUAGUCUUAGAAACUCAAAAUGCACCGACAAAAUUAGAACAAACUCUUGAGGCCGUUGACAAUCCUCAGACUGUAACAACAGAAGCUGCUGAGGUGCUUUCAGAACCCCAGCCUGCAGCUCAAGAAAUACAACCAGAAGCAGAAAUUAUCCCAGAUACACAAAGUGAUACAGGAGAAUUACAAAAUAGUCCUGAUUCCCUUGACAAUCCACAGACUUCAGCACCGGAAGCACCACCAACUGUUGAAGUAAUUACAGCACUUCAACUGGAAGUCGAUCCUGAGUUACAGAGUGCACCUGCACAAUUCCUCCAGUCUCCGGAAACACAGAAGGUUAGGGACACCACAGAGGUACAAAGCGCACCUACAGAAAUACAAAAAGCGCCUGAGUCAACUGACAAUCCUCAGAUUACUGCACCCGAAGCACCACCAGCUACUAAAGUGAUUACAGAACCAAAGCCGGCAGCUCAAGAAACGCCAAUACAAAAAAAGAUUGAUUCAGAGUUGCAGACUGCUCCUGAACAAUCCCUUGACAAUCCACCAGCUGCUGAAGUGAUUGCGGCACCUCAGCCGGCAGCUCAAGAAACGAUAAUAGAAACGAAGAUUGAUCCAGAGUUGCAGAGUGCUCCUGCACAAUCCAUUGACAAUCCUCCGGCUGCAACAUCAGAAGAUCCAUCAGCUGCUGAAGUGAUUGCGGAAUCUCAGCCUGCAGCUCAACCAUUGCCAAUAGAAACAGGGAUCGACCAGGACUUGCAGAGUGCUCCUGCACAAUCCCUUGACAAUCCUCCGGCUGCAACAUCAGAAGCUCCACCAGCUGCUGAAGUGAUUGCGGAACCUCAGCCUGCAGCUCAAGAAACGCCAAUAGAAACAAAGAUUGAUCCAGAGUUGCAGAGUGCUCCUGCACAAUCCCUUGACAAUCCACCAGCUGCUGAAGUGAUUGCGGAAGCUCAGCCGGCAGCACAAGAAACGCCAAUAGAAACAAAGAUUGAUCCAGAGUUGCAGAGUGCUCCUGCACAAUCCCUUGACAAUCCACCAGCUGCUGAAGUGAUUGCGGAAGCUCAGCCGGCAACUCAAGAAACGCCAAUAGAAACAAAGAUUGAUCCAGAGUUGCAGAGUGCUCCUGCACAAUCCCUUGACAAUCCUCCGGCUGCAACAUCAGAAGAUCCAUCAGCUGCUGAAGUGAUUGCGGAAUCUCAGCCUGCAGCUCAACCAUUGCCAAUAGAAACAGGGAUCGACCAGGACUUGCAGAGUGCUCCUGCACAAUCCCUUGACAAUCCUCCGGCUGCAACAUCAGAAGCUCCACCAGCUGCUGAAGUGAUUGCGGAACCUCAGCCUGCAGCUCAAGAAACGCCAAUAGAAACAAAGAUUGAUCCAGAGUUGCAGAGUGCUCCUGCACAAUCCCUUGACAAUCCACCAGCUGCUGAAGUGAUUGCGGAAGCUCAGCCGGCAGCUCAAGAAACGCCAAUAGAAACAAAGAUUGAUCCAGAGUUGCAGAGUGCUCCUGCACAAUCCCUUGACAAUCCACCAGCUGCUGAAGUGAUUGCGGAACCUCAGCCUGCAGCUCAAGAAAGGCCAAUAGAAACAAAGAUUGAUCCAGAGUUGCAGAGUGCUCCUGCACAAUCCCUUGACAAUCCACCAGCUGCUAAAGUGAUUGCGGAAGCUCAGCCGGCAGCUCAAGAAACGCCAAUAGAAACAAAGAUUGAUCCAGAGUUGCAGAGUGCUCCUGCACAAUCCCUUGACAAUCCACCAGCUGCUGAAGUGAUUGCGGAAGCUCAGCCGGCAACUCAAGAAACGCCAAUAGAAACAAAGAUUGAUCCAGAGUUGCAGAGUGCUCCUGCACAAUCCCUUGACAAUCCACCAGCUGCUGAAGUGAUUGCGGAAGCUCAGCCGGCAGCUCAAGAAACGCCAAUAGAAACAAAGAUUGAUCCAGAGUUGCAGAGUGCUCCUGCACAAUCCCUUGACAAUCCACCAGCUGCUGAAGUGAUUGCGGAAGCUCAGCCGGCAACUCAAGAAACGCCAAUAGAAACAAAGAUUGAUCCAGAGUUGCAGAGUGCUCCUGCACAAUCCCUUGACAAUCCACCAGCUGCUGAAGUGAUUGCGGAAGCUCAGCCGGCAGCUCAAGAAACGCCAAUAGAAACAAAGAUUGAUCCAGAGUUGCAGAGUGCUCCUGCACAAUCCCUUGACAAUCCACCAGCUGCUGAAGUGAUUGCGGAAGCUCAGCCGGCAACUCAAGAAACGCCAAUAGAAACAAAGAUUGAUCCAGAGUUGCAGAGUGCUCCUGCACAAUCCCUUGACAAUCCACCAGCUGCUGAAGUGAUUGCGGAAGCUCAGCCGGCAGCUCAAGAAACGCCAAUAGAAACAAAGAUUGAUCCAGAGUUGCAGAGUGCUCCUGCACAAUCCCUUGACAAUCCACCAGCUGCUGAAGUGAUUGCGGAAGCUCAGCCGGCAACUCAAGAAACGCCAAUAGAAACAAAGAUUGAUCCAGAGUUGCAGAGUGCUCCUGCACAAUCCCUUGACAAUCCACCAGCUGCUGAAGUGAUUGCGGAAGCUCAGCCGGCAGCUCAAGAAACGCCAAUAGAAACAAAGAUUGAUCCAGAGUUGCAGAGUGCUCCUGCACAAUCCAUUGACAAUCCUCCGGCUGCAACAUCAGAAGCUCCACCAGCUGCUGAAGUGAUUGCGGAACCUCAGCCUGCAGCUCAAGAAACGCCAAUAGAAACAAAGAUUGAUCCAGAGUUGCAGAGUGCUCCUGCACAAUCCCUUGACAAUCCACCAGCUGCUGAAGUGAUUGCGGAAGCUCAGCCGGCAGCUCAAGAAACGCCAAUAGAAACAAAGAUUGAUCCAGAGUUGCAGAGUGCUCCUGCACAAUCCCUUGACAAUCCACCAGCUGCUGAAAUGAUUGCGGAAGCUCAGCCGGCAGCUCAAGAAACGCCAAUAGAAACAAAGAUUGAUCCAGAGUUGCAGAGUGCUCCUGCACAAUCCCUUGACAAUCCACCAGCUGCUGAAAUGAUUGCGGAAGCUCAGCCGGCAGCUCAAGAAACGCCAAUAGAAACAAAGAUUGAUCCAGAGUUGCAGAGUGCUCCUGCACAAUCCAUUGACAAUCCUCCGGCUGCAACAUCAGAAGCUCCACCAGCUGCUGAAGUGAUUGCGGAACCUCAGCUUGCAGCUCAAGAAACGCCAAUAGAAACAAAGAUUGAUCCAGAGUUGCAGAGUGCUCCUGCACAAUCCCUUGACAAUCCACCAGCUGCUGAAAUGAUUGCGGAAGCUCAGCCGGCAGCUCAAGAAACGCCAAUAGAAACAAAGAUUGAUCCAGAGUUGCAGAGUGCUCCUGCACAAUCCAUUGACAAUCCUCCGGCUGCACCAUCAGAAGCUCCACCAGCUGCUGAAGUGAUUGCGGAACCUCAGCCUGCAGCUCAAGAAACGCCAAUAGAAACAAAGAUUGAUCCAGAGUUGCAGAGUGCUCCUGCACAAUCCCUUGACAAUCCACCAGCUGCUGAAGUGAUUGCGGAAUCUCAGCCUGCAGCUCAACCAUUGCCAAUAGAAACAGGGAUCGACCAGGACUUGCAUAGUGCUCCUGCACAAUCCCUUGACAAUCCUCCGGCUGCAACAUCAGAAGCUCCACCAGCUGCUGAAGUGAUUGCGGAACCUCAGCCUGCAGCUCAAGAAACGCCAAUAGAAACAAAGAUUGAUCCAGAGUUGCAGAGUGCUCCUGCACAAUCCAUUGACAAUCCUCCGGCUGCAACAUCAGAAGCUCCACCAGCUGCUGAAAUGAUUGCGGAAGCUCAGCCUGCAGCUCAAGAAACGCCAAUAGAAACAAAGAUUGAUCCAGAGUUGCAGAGUGCUCCUGCACAAUCCCUUGACAAUCCACCAGCUGCUGAAGUGAUUGCGGAAGCUCAGCCGGCAGCUCAAGAAACGCCAAUAGAAACAAAGAUUGAUCCAGAGUUGCAGAGUGCUCCUGCACAAUCCCUUGACAAUCCUCCGGCUGCAACAUCAGAAGCUCCAUCAGCUGCUGAAGUGAUUGCGGAACCUCAGCCUGCAGCUCAAGAAACGCCAAUAGAAACAAAGAUUGAUCCAGAGUUGCAGAGUGCUCCUGCACAACCCAUUGACAAUCCUCCGGCUGCAACAUCAGAAGCUCCACCAGCUGCUGAAAUGAUUGCGGAAGCUCAGCCUGCAGCUCAAGAAACGCCAAUAGAAACAAAGAUUGAUCCAGAGUUGCAGAGUGCUCCUGCACAAUCCCUUGACAAUCCACCAGCUGCUGAAGUGAUUGCGGAAGCUCAGCCGGCAGCUCAAGAAACGCCAAUAGAAACAAAGAUUGAUCCAGAGUUGCAGAGUGCUCCUGCACAAUCCCUUGACAAUCCACCAGCUGCUGAAAUGAUUGCGGAAGCUCAGCCGGCAGCUCAAGAAACGCCAAUAGAAACAAAGAUUGAUCCAGAGUUGCAGAGUGCUCCUGCACAAUCCCUUGACAAUCCACCAGCUGCUGAAAUGAUUGCGGAAGCUCAGCCGGCAGCUCAAGAAACGCCAAUAGAAACAAAGAUUGAUCCAGAGUUGCAGAGUGCUCCUGCACAAUCCAUUGACAAUCCUCCGGCUGCAACAUCAGAAGCUCCACCAGCUGCUGAAGUGAUUGCGGAACCUCAGCUUGCAGCUCAAGAAACGCCAAUAGAAACAAAGAUUGAUCCAGAGUUGCAGAGUGCUCCUGCACAAUCCCUUGACAAUCCACCAGCUGCUGAAAUGAUUGCGGAAGCUCAGCCGGCAGCUCAAGAAACGCCAAUAGAAACAAAGAUUGAUCCAGAGUUGCAGAGUGCUCCUGCACAAUCCAUUGACAAUCCUCCGGCUGCACCAUCAGAAGCUCCACCAGCUGCUGAAGUGAUUGCGGAACCUCAGCCUGCAGCUCAAGAAACGCCAAUAGAAACAAAGAUUGAUCCAGAGUUGCAGAGUGCUCCUGCACAAUCCCUUGACAAUCCACCAGCUGCUGAAGUGAUUGCGGAAUCUCAGCCUGCAGCUCAACCAUUGCCAAUAGAAACAGGGAUCGACCAGGACUUGCAUAGUGCUCCUGCACAAUCCCUUGACAAUCCUCCGGCUGCAACAUCAGAAGCUCCACCAGCUGCUGAAGUGAUUGCGGAACCUCAGCCUGCAGCUCAAGAAACGCCAAUAGAAACAAAGAUUGAUCCAGAGUUGCAGAGUGCUCCUGCACAAUCCAUUGACAAUCCUCCGGCUGCAACAUCAGAAGCUCCACCAGCUGCUGAAAUGAUUGCGGAAGCUCAGCCUGCAGCUCAAGAAACGCCAAUAGAAACAAAGAUUGAUCCAGAGUUGCAGAGUGCUCCUGCACAAUCCCUUGACAAUCCACCAGCUGCUGAAGUGAUUGCGGAAGCUCAGCCGGCAGCUCAAGAAACGCCAAUAGAAACAAAGAUUGAUCCAGAGUUGCAGAGUGCUCCUGCACAAUCCCUUGACAAUCCUCCGGCUGCAACAUCAGAAGCUCCAUCAGCUGCUGAAGUGAUUGCGGAACCUCAGCCUGCAGCUCAAGAAACGCCAAUAGAAACAAAGAUUGAUCCAGAGUUGCAGAGUGCUCCUGCACAAUCCAUUGACAAUCCUCCGGCUGCAACAUCAGAAGCUCCACCAGCUGCUGAAAUGAUUGCGGAAGCUCAGCCUGCAGCUCAAGAAACGCCAAUAGAAACAAAGAUUGAUCCAGAGUUGCAGAGUGCUCCUGCACAAUCCCUUGACAAUCCACCAGCUGCUGAAGUGAUUGCGGCACCUCAGCCGGCAGCUCAAGAAACGCCAAUAGAAACAAAGAUUGAUCCAGAGUUGCAGAGUGCUCCUGCACAAUCCAUUGACAAUCCUCCGGUUGCAACAUCAGAAGCUCCACCAGCUGCUGAAGUGAUUGGGGAACCUCAGCCGGCAGCUCAACAAACGCCAAUAGAAACAAAGAUUGAUCCAGAGUUGCAGAGUGCACCUGCACAAUCCCUUGACAAUCCUCCGGCUGCAACAUCAGAAGCUCCACCAGCUGCUGAAGUGAUUGCGGAACCUCAGCCGGCAGCUCAACAAACGCCAAUAGAAACAAAGAUUGAUCCAGAGUUGCAGAGUGCUCCUGCACAAUCCCUUGACAAUCCUCCGGCUGCAACAUCAGAAGCUCCACCAGCUGCUGAAGUGAUUGCGGAACCUCAGCUUGCAGCUCAAGAAACGCCAAUAGAAACAAAGAUUGAUCCAGAGUUGCAAAGUGCUCCUGCACAAUCCAUUGACAAUCCUCCGGCUGCAACAUCAGAAGCUCCACCAGCUGCUGAAGUGAUUGUGGAACCUCAGCCGGCAGCUCAAGAAACGCCAAUAGAAACAGGGAUCGAUCAAGACCUGCAAAGUGCACCUCCACAAUACAUUGAUAAUCCUCCGGCUGCAACAUCAGAAGCUCCACCAGCUGAUGAAGUGAUUGCGGAACCUCAGCCGGCAGCUCAACAAACGCCAAUAGAAACAAAGAUUGAUCCAGAGUUGCAGAGUGCUCCUGCACAAUCCCUUGACAAUCCUCCGGCUGCAACAUCAGAAGCUCCACCAGCUGCUGAAGUGAUUGCGGAACCUCAGCCGGCAGCUCAAGAAACGCCAAUAGAAACAAAGAUUGAUCCAGAGUUGCAGAGUGCUCCUGCACAAUCCCUUGACAAUCCUCCGGCUGCAACAUCAGAAGCUCCACCAGCUGCUGAAGUGAUUGCGGAAGCUCAGCCGGCAGCUCAAGAAACGCCAAUAGAAACAAAGAUUGAUCCAGAGUUGCAGAGUGCUCCUGCACAAUCCAUUGACAAUCCUCCGGCUGCAACAUCAGAAGCUCCACCAGCUGCUGAAGUGAUUGCGGAACCUCAGCCGGCAGCUCAAGAAACACCAAUAGAAACAAAGAUUGAUCCAGAGUUGCAGAGUGCUCCUGCACAAUCCAUUGACAAUCCUCCGGCUGCAACAUCAGAAGCUCCACCAGCUGCAACAUCAGAAGCUCCACCAGCUGCUGAAGUGAUUGUGGAACCUCAGCCGGCAGCUCAAGAAACGCCAAUAGAAACAAAGAUUGAUCCAGAGUUGCAGAGUGCUCCUGCACAAUCCAUUGACAAUCCUCCGGCUGCAACAUCAGAAGCUCCACCAGCUGCUGAAGUGAUUGUGGAACCUCAACCUGCAGCUCAUGAAAUGCCAAUAGAAACAAAGAUUGAUCCAGAGUUGCAGAGUGCUCCUGCACAAUCCCUUGACAAUCCUCCGGCUGCAACAUCAGAAGCUCCACCAGCUGCUGAAGCGAUUGCGAAACCUCAGCCGGCAGCUCAAGAAACGCCAAUAGAAACAAAGAUUGAUCCAGAGUUGCAGAGUGGUCCUGCACAAUCCAUUGACAAUCCUCCGGCUGCAACAUCAGAAGAUCCACCAGCUGCUGAAGUGAUUGCGGAAUCUCAGCCUGCAGCUCAAGAAACGCCAAUAGAAACAGGGAUCGAUCAGGACUUGCAGAGUGCACCUCCACAGUCCCUUGACAAUCCACCAGCUGCUGAAGUGAUUGCGGAACCUCAGCCUACAGCUCAAGAAACGCCAAUAGAAACAGGGAUCGAUCAAGGCUUGCAAAGUGCACCUCCGCAAUCCAUUAAUAAUCCUCCGGCUGCAACAUCAGAAAAUCCACCAGCUGCUGAAGUGAUUGUGGAACCUCAGCCGGCAGCUCAAGAAACGCCAAUAGAAACAAAGAUUGAUCCAGAGUUGCAGAGUGCUCCUGCACAAUCCCUUGACAAUCCACCAGCUGCUGAUGUGAUUGUGGAACCUCAUCCUGAAGCUCAAGAUUCGCAGCCAGAGACAUUGAUCAUUCUAGAUACGCAAAAAGAAUCUCAACAAGCUCCUGCAGUCCUUAAUAAUCCGGGAAGUACAUCACCAGAAGCCGCACCAGCUACUGCUUCUAUUCUAGAACGUCUACCUGCAGCUCCAUAUACAAAGCAAGAAGCAGAUAUGGUUCUGGAGAUACAGAGCUUUCCUGAGGAUUCCCUACAAGCUCAGGCUCAUAGAAUUCCUCUUGCAGCAUUGGACGAACCCCAGAUUGUUGAAAUAAAUCCAGAACGUGAAACAGCUGCAGUUAGUUUAGAGCCUGACAAAGAGGCAGAAAUUAUUCCUCAGCAAGAAGCUGACAUAUUCCCAAAGCAUCAAACAACAUUGUCCGAAUCAGAAAAGUCGGCAGAAUGUAUUAAUAACCACAUUAUACCAGCACUUAAUCCAGAGACUGAAUCAACGCUUGCUUUGGAUUCCCAGCUUAAGCUGUCAGAAACUGUAAGAGAAUCAACAGAUGCCCAAAAGCCUCACAGUACAUACGCAGAAAAGCAACAAACUGAAGAAUUCGAGGCAGGAGCUAUGACUAAAGAUUUGAACAAAACUGUUGAAAAUAAUUCAGAACUUUAUGUUUCAUCGGUAAAAGUACAAGAAAUGGUUGAAAUUGGUACAGAAAAUUUGGUUUUAUCAGAAGAAAAUGUAAAACCCACAGAGACAAUUCUUGCAUCAACUGAAAACACAUCAGCUGAUAAUAUUUCUACAACUGAAGAUCAGAGCGAUAUUUCAGCUCUAGGUUCGAUUGCGGAACGCGAGGUCAAAAAGUGGUACAACGCUGUAGAAAUGCCAAACAAUCCAUAUGCGCCAGAGGCACUUAAGCAGCGCAUAAAUGGAAGCCAGGAACGAUGCAUGGAUGUACCCAAUAUUAGUCCUAGUGCCGAAAAGACGGCCAUUGAGUUGCUGACAAAUGCUGAUCCUGAAAACAUUGCCACACAUUGUGCCGAAACGGAUUAUAAACGUUACAGCAGAGAUUACUACAUCAACAAUGCCAACUGUUCGACAUCGGCAUCCACACCCAGGAAGGGUCAAGCCCAAGCCCAAGCAUUGGAUGAACCGCCCGAUGACGACAUUGUCAUCAAUGAGGCUCUAAAUGCAAACAAAACCACAACGGUUCAGGAUACAAUUCUUGAUACAAGUACCACAGUUUUCAAAGCUGUGCCUGCCCAGACUACAACCAGCGAUGAUUCCGAUACGGUGCGCGUCUAUGACUUCAAUAAGCAGGAGACAACUGUAAUUAAAUCAGGAGAACAAAAGCCCAGUGAAUUGAGCGAGGCCCCAAGCGGCUCCGCAACUUCUUCAAUGGAGUCUGCACACGGCGCGUCUUCAUCUGUAGACACACCAAAAAAACGGGAACGACCAAUUGUACUGCAGUUUGGGCCCGCCGAUUCGUCGCCGACAUUAGGCUCGCCAAUAACUACGCCAACUCGUGGCUCUACACCUCCAGCCUUUAGAUUUCUACAGCCCAAACGCCGUCUCAUUGAGCCUAGUCAAGUCUUGUCAAUAGAUGAAGACGAUGUGCCGGAGCCAUGUACGCCCGCUGAAAAGCCAGCAAUCGAAAAAGAUGUAGCUCAUGCUAUGCCUUCGGUCAAAGCCUUGGCUCAGGCGUUUCUCCUAACCAGCAAACACACGCAGCCGGAAAGGCGAUGGCGAGCAAAGGCCAAACAGGUAAUGCUCACUCCAUCGCCAGAUACACCGACCAAGCCAGGUUCCGAACCACGAAGGAAACCUGUCUUGGAGCAUGCCAUUUCGAUGGCCGAAGUUGCCGACGAGUCCACAAUUGCGUCUGAUUUAUCAUCAUUGGAGACAGACCAAUCAAUGCAAUCCGAGGGUCAAGCGAAUCCAUUACCUAUUGCCUCGCCAGCGAGUCCAGUGCCCGUCCGUAGAGGCUUCCUUAGGAGCAAUAUUGCUUUCUUUGAGAACUUAAAGUUUAAGUGAAUAUGCUUCUGAGGCUCAGUGGGGUUACAACCAUUGGUGGAUAUUCCUUUAUUGCAACAUGCACAAUAAUGGAUCCCACACAACAAAGCGAACAUUGAUCAUGGAAAUUAUUUCAUAUUUAACCAUCAUUUAUGUGCCAUGGCUUACAUUAAAAUAUACUUUACUAUUCAAUUGGCCAACAUCA
Scaptodrosophila lebanonensis is the source of this 13843-nucleotide messenger RNA. It is a transcript of the gene M7BP, whose product is annotated as titin homolog. Lineage: Eukaryota; Metazoa; Arthropoda; Insecta; Diptera; Drosophilidae. Bases 487 to 13659 code for a protein of 4390 amino acids. The record is from RefSeq and is a predicted model, not a curated record. The transcript has 18 exons.